CCAGUUUCCCCGUUUCCUUCCAUCCCCGCCUAGACCCCCAACUUCGCGCGGGGGCCGGGGAGCAAAACGAACCCCCCAGAACCCAACCAUCUCGCCGUGCGGAUUCCCAGGCUCUAUCCCUAGGGUCCUUGCAAUCGGCACGCCCUCCCGCCGCCGCCACCAAUGGGGAAGCGGCCGCCGGUCGUCGUCCUCUCAUCUUCCUCCGGCGAAGAUGACAGAGGGGGGCGCCGCGGCCCUUCAGCGCGGAGGUCGAGGACGCCUGCGUCGGCGCCGGCGCGGUCGCAGUUUCAGGCAGCGAGCGGCUCGAGGAAAAAGCCGCGCCGCGAGAGCAGCGCGGGGAGAGGCCGCCGCCGCUGCUCGGAAUCCGCGGCUUCGGACUCCUUGAAGGCUGAAUUUGAUAUGCUCUCUGAAGAUUUUUCAGAAUGUUUUGAUGACUUGGGCAUGUCAGGAUCCAUACGGAAAACAAAAGAGCUUUGGGUUGACAAGUAUACGCCCCGCUCAUUAGCAGAGCUUGCUGUUCAUAAAAAGAAGGUUGAAGAUGUAAAGAAAUGGUUGGAAGAAAUGCUGAUGGCACCAAAGACAAUUAGAGAUACUAAUAGUGCAAAGACAAAUUUGCAGCAAACAGUUGGAGGAUGGACUCUUGUCCUAACUGGGCAAACUGGUGUUGGAAAAUCCGCAACCGUGAAAGCGAUUGCUGCUGACCUUGGAGCGGACUUAUGUGAGUGGACAACUCCAGUACCAACACUAUGGGCUGAACAUCUUCAUGCUAAUUCAGGAUUACGCUAUAUAUCCAAGCUGGAAGAAUUUGAAAACUUUGUGGAGAAGAUAAGAAAAUAUGCAAUGCUUCGUCCAACGAGCACCAAAUCCAAAAGAAAGCUCAUUAUUAUUCUGAUUGAUGACAUCCCUGUAACAAGUGGAAAUGCUGCUUUUGCAAGACUAGGAAAAUGCUUAACUGGUUUGAUUCAAAGUACCCAAGUACCAACUGUCAUUUCACUUACUCACUAUCACAAAAGUGAGAGUAACGAUACUGCAAUGUGGAACUCUGAGGACCUUGAGUCCUUACUUCAAGGUGCUGGCGCUCAUAAGAUUGCUUUCAAUCCGGUAACCACAAAUUCGAUCAAGAAAAUUCUUAUUCGAAUAUGCAAAGAAGAAAUAUAUGAUGCACCUGAAGAACUACUGCAUCAAAUAGCAAUAUCCAGUGGAGGUGACAUCAGACAUGCAAUAAUGUCUCUUCAAUAUUAUUGUCUUGAUCCUAGAAGGCAUAGUUCUGCACUGGCAACAAGUGCUACUCGUGCUGGUUCAAAGAGACGUGAUUCUCUGGUUCCACGGCAGGAGAGCUAUGGCCUCAGCAGUGCACUACCCUCUCCAUGUGGAAGAGACGAGACUCUUACACUAUUUCAUGCAUUGGGGAAAUUUUUGCACAAUAAGAGGGAAACUAAUUGUGAUUUUGAUAUCGACCUGGAUCCAUUCCCUCUCAAAGAAAAACUGAGAAGAAAUUCACUCAAAAUGGAUGUUCCUGAAAAGAUUCUUUCACAAGCACACGGAAAAGUACGGACAGUCACAGAUUUCCUACAUGAAAAUGUUCUUGAUUUCAUUGAUGAUGAAGCUGUUGAUGAUGCGUGGGUUGUGGUAUCAUAUUUGAGUGAGGCAGACUGUCUUCUUACUGGUAGUCUAUUCACGUCAUACAACUCAGAAAAUAUGGCGCAACUCAUUGCUGCAUCUGUUGCAGCACGAGGGGUUCUUUUUGGAAAUGCUCAUGUGGCUCCCUCAAGGUGGCAUACUAUCCGUAGCCCGAAGCUUUGGCAAACUGAGCAGUCAUUUCGAUCUAAUAAGGACCAGGUUUUAAAGGAAAGAUUUGAUUGUUCAAGUUCCUGUGUUUCCUGCAACUUCUCUGACAUUGUCACAGAAUUCAGACCCUUGGAGAGAUGGAUUGGUCCCCGCAACGAUGAGCCUAGGAGCAGCUUACUGCCUCAUGGCAUAGGUGGCUCGCUCUUGGUCGAUAAACUCGAUGCUGAUGGAAAUCACGAUGAAGAAGAUGAUGACGAGAUAGAAGAAUGCUAAAAGUUAGAUCAUGCAUCCUUACUGCUUUAUCCUAUGAGACGCCAUCACGUCGUUGCUGGAUGCUGCAUAGCAGAUUUUGUAGCGGUCCACUUUAAAGAUUCCAUUGAGUUCAGUUUUGGGAGGCCUGCCAUCUUUGCAUACCAAAUCCAAGGUCGAAAAGACAGCACCAGAUUUUUCAGUGACCUCACAUCCUGAAGCAGCAUGUUCAAUCGAGCAAGUUCUUUUUUAUUUUGAUUGAUCACUGAUGCGGUUGUUGAAGACUGGAGCGAGCAAUGCAGUAGGAUCUUUUUCACCAAAUGUAAGGCAGGUGUCGAUGGAUGUUCAUUUUGGCGAGCUGAUUUAUCAUGUUCAUAUCUACCAUGAUGACUGACCCUACAGAAUCAUUUAUGAUCUAACAUGCAAAUCAUCUGAUCGGGUUUCUUCCA
This is a messenger RNA of Panicum hallii, 2486 nucleotides long. RefSeq names its product cell cycle checkpoint protein RAD17. Bases 163 to 2061 code for a protein of 632 amino acids. Lineage: Eukaryota; Viridiplantae; Streptophyta; Magnoliopsida; Poales; Poaceae. Gene Ontology annotation, biological process: DNA repair; DNA damage checkpoint signaling; mitotic DNA replication checkpoint signaling. The record is from RefSeq and is a predicted model, not a curated record. The transcript has 12 exons. Gene Ontology annotation, molecular function: chromatin binding.